GUGAUAUUUAUGAGUAAGCUCUAAGCUUUUAGUUGGUCUUAUAAAUCUGUAUAAUAAGCAAAAUGGUUACUAAAUAUGUAUUAUUUAUCAAAAACAAAACUUAUAUUUAUUAAUUUAUUUAUUUCUGAAUUUAUUUAUUAUUAUCUUAUUAAUUUGUUAGUUAUAAAGUAGAUCUAUUAUUUAUUUAAUUAGGUAGCCAAUAUCCAUAUUAUCAAGUAAAUGAGUGAAGAAAAAUUUGCAUUUAUCACUGAAUGGUAUGAUAAUAACGCAAGCUUAGUUAGGGUCUAUCAUUUAUAUUACUAUCUUCAUGAUGGAGCAUUAGAAAUGUAUGAUGCAAAAACUAAAAAGUUGUUCUUAAAGAAAUGCGAUUACCCUUCUAUAUAGUUAAAAGAUUUAUAUAUAGGAGCGAUAGUCAAUAUCUUCAGUAGAUAGCAUAAAAUUGUUGACUAUGCAGAUAACUUUACAAGAAACAAUUUCGAUUAAUAAAGAUAAAAGACUUUAGCUUUGAUUAAACCUGAUGCCUAUACAAAUAUAGGAAAAAUAAUAUAAGCAAUUGAAGACAAUAAUUUUACGAUAAAUAACUUAAAGAUGUGCAAAUUAAAUCUAAGGGAUGCACAAGAAUUUUAUGCUGAGCAUAGAGGAAAACCAUUUUAUGAUGAGUUAACAAAUUAUAUGUGCUCAGAUUUUAUAGUGGCAAUAGAACUAGUAGGAAAUGAUUGUAUUAAUUAAUGGAAAAAAGUUAUGGGACCAACAAAUUGCUAAGUAGCAAGGGUAGAUGCACCUUAAAGCUUGAGAGCUAUAUUCGGUUAAGAUGGAGUGAAAAAUAGUUUGCAUGGAAGCGAUUCAGCUACUUCUGCAAAGAGAGAACUUGACUUUUUCUUUUCUAAGCAAUCACAACUAAAGAAAACUGCUAUAUUUAAAAAUUGCACAUGCUGUGUUAUCAAACCACAUAUUGUUAAGUAAAAGCUAUCUGGUAAAAUUAUAGAUAUAAUCUUAUCAGAAGGUUACGAAAUAAGUGCUAUGCAAUCUUUCUUCUUAGAUCGCCCUACUUCUGAGGAAUUUUUAGAUUUAUAUAAAGGAGUUCUUCCAGAUUUCAUUUAGAUCGUUGACCAUUUAGCAAGCGGAUUGUCAAUAGCAUUAGAAGUUAGAUAAGAAAAUGUAGUACAAAAUUUUAGAGAAUUAUGUGGUCCAUUUGAUCCAUAAAUAGCAAAGUAAAGCAAGCCAAACAGCAUAAGAGCCUAGUUUGGUAUAGAUAGAGUACGUAAUGCAGUUCAUUGCACAGACUUACAAGAAGAUGGCUUAUUAGAGGUUGAGUUCUUCUUUUGUAUUUUGUAAAAUUAAUGAGUUAAAAUUAUUUAUUUUCAAUGACAUGUUAAAAAUUAUUCAUUUUUGUAUUAGAGUGUAAAUUGUUUAAAUAAGAAAAUAUAUUUUAGUUUCCUUUUGUAAAAAUUAAUUUUAAAAUUAAACAAAUAUUG
Molecule: messenger RNA, 1475 nt
Organism: Tetrahymena thermophila SB210
Lineage: Eukaryota; Ciliophora; Oligohymenophorea; Hymenostomatida; Tetrahymenidae
Product: nucleoside diphosphate kinase
Exons: 9
Biological process (GO): CTP biosynthetic process; GTP biosynthetic process; UTP biosynthetic process
Cellular component (GO): centrosome
Molecular function (GO): ATP binding; nucleoside diphosphate kinase activity
Source: RefSeq, a predicted model, not a curated record